AUGGACAGAUACAAGAUAGACAGGUACAAGAUAGACAGAUACAAGAUAGACAGAUACAAGAUAGACAGGUACAAGAUAGACAGAUACAAGAUCCACAGAUACAAGAUACACAGAUACGAGAUGGACAGAUACAAGAUAGACAGAUACAAGAUAGACAGAUACAAGAUGGACAGAUACAAGAUAUACAGAUACAAGAUGGACAGAUACAAGAUAGACAGAUACAAGAACCACAGAUACAAGAUAGACAGGUACAAGAUAGACAGAUACAAGAUCCACAGAUACAAGAUACACAGAUACAAGAUGGACAGAUAA
This is a messenger RNA of Lampris incognitus (smalleye Pacific opah), 312 nucleotides long. RefSeq names its product putative eggshell protein. The coding region runs from base 1 to 312 and encodes 103 amino acids. Lineage: Eukaryota; Metazoa; Chordata; Actinopteri; Lampriformes; Lampridae. The record is from RefSeq and is a predicted model, not a curated record. The transcript has a single exon.